UCCCCUGGAGACCAAAGCAAAAAUAUUUCAUACCUUAAACUUAUCUACAUACGUUCAUUUCAGAGAAGUAUGACAGGAUUAUCAACAGAAGACUUCCAAAUGUAAAAGUCUAUUACAUUAGGAGAAAAUUAUGUGUAGAAAGUGGAAUAGCAAUACAAUUUGAAAGUAAAAACGAAUCAUGCAAAAUAUGCAAUGCUAAGGAGGUGUUUUAUCUGUUUUUAAUUCAGUGGAUGUUGUAUGGUUACAUUCCACUGGAUGCCCGCAACUGUUUUAUUUUAAAAUAGCAGCAUUUGCAGUUUUCCAGAAAUGAUGUAUUUUGCAACUCUUUAGAUUAUGGACAAAAGUUUAGAUGUCAUCAUAAAAAUGUGCAAGGAGCAUUUUCUUUUUUUAAGGUUAUGUGUCUUUGAGCAAUGGUUUCAGAGAUCACUCAUCCAGGGGCCAGACUCCUGCACUGGUGGUGCUGUGUUACCACACAGGUAGUGACACUGUGUGGCUGGGGCUACACCAGAGAAGCAGCUGCCCAAGACUUCCUGGCAACAAAGUAAGUUUCUGGUUUUCCCUUUCAAAGGUAAGAGUGGGCCUGACCAUUUCCCUCCACACCUAUACUGGGGAAACACCCUGUAGUUCUUAAGAGAGGGAGGAUCCUGGGAGAGCUACUGACAGUAGUGGUAUGGUUGCCAUUUCAUCUGAUUGAGGAAAAUGAUGUGGCCUUAAUUUAUGCCUAAGAAUGUCUGACUUUCAGCUGUUCUCCCAACUGUGUUUCCAAAUCUGUUUAUUAUCUGAGUCAAUUUCCUCUUGCAUUCACCUCCAAAUUUGCCUAAACUUCCUGCUUUCAAAUGCUCUUCUCAUCCCUUAACUUUAUCACUUUAAUCUGAUGUCUUUGCAUCCUAGUUCAUUAAAGAAAAAAAUAGGAAUGUUUGUUUGGAACUUCUUUGAAUCAACCCCAUCUCUAAAGUACAGGCUUCUUGUCUCCUCCUUUGCUCUGUCCUCUUAAUGCUAUCUUCCACUUUUUCAGGAAUCAUGCUUUAGUCAGUUACAAACCUUGUCUUCAUUUCUAGUGGAGCUAUUUCCUGGUGUAAAUCAGACUUUCCUCUUCACAAACCUACAAACAAAUAAACCAAACUUUUUUAUAGUCAUUCUAUCGCAAUGUACUACUGUUGUCACUCUAGUUUAUUUAUUUUUGUGAUACUGAAGCUUGAACUGAGGGCCUCAUGCUUGCUAGGCAGGUGCUCUACCACCUUGGGCAACACUACCAGCCCUUUUUGCUUUAUAUUUCAGAUAGGGACUUAAAUUUAUGUCUGGACCUAGAGCCUCCUACUUAUGCUUCCCACAUAGCUGGAAUGACAGGAGUGGGCCACCAAUCCAGAUCUUUAUUGGUUGAGGGCUUAUGCACUUUUGCCCUGGCUGGCUUUGAACUGUGGUCUUCCUGACCUCUUGGUGAGUAGCUAGGAUUACAAGUGUGACCUACCACACCUAGUCUGUCAUUCCAGUUUUGAAAGAGUCUAGACUCAGCACCUCUAUCUCUACUCUGUAAUCUGGCUUUUUCCUCAGUCAUCUGAUGGUGUAGUUCUUGCUUGUUUUUACCAUGGGAUUUCUGAUGAGGGGUUCUCCAUGUGUGAGUUACAGAUUCCUAGGAGUUCCUGAGACCACAAAGACAAAGCAGUUUCAUAAUAAUACAAUUAUUUGCCUUUUAACUGUGCUGUGAUUUGUGCUGAUGGCUUAGGAGUGAUGGGUAGAAUGACUGGUGAUUUAGCAUGAAGCAGAGCACUGUCUCCAAACUGGACCCAGGGUCAUGGGUUCUUUGCUGCCAUGUGCACAGUACAUGAAAUGUCAUUUUCCACUUCUGAAUGUUCUUAGUGGAGCAGUAAAAAGUGUGAAUACUCAGCUCUUGAGUAUACAUCUUUUAAUAUUUGAUGUGAUAAGAUAGAAGAUAUCCAUGCCAUAUAAAACUUAAAAAUGUAGAUUCAUAGGAAACUGUCAAAAACUGCAUAGGAAGUCAUGUCUACACUUCUGUUUUCCUUAAUUGUGACAUUUUGCAUUACUAUAGUACAAAUAGGAAAACCAGCAAUUGACACUGGUGCAAUCCACAAAACCCUCCAGGAGAAGAGAGACAUUUGUUCAGCGUUUAAAGGAUGACUAGGAGUUCAAUGACUAGAUAUGUCUGGAGGGAGGUGCCUUACAGUACAGGGAAAAGAGAUGCAAAUUGUGUUCAGAGAACAGAAAGUAAUUCCAGUUUGCUAAAGAAAAAAAGAUUCAGGAAGGGGCAGGCAAGUGGGAGAUUAGAUUGGGAAGGGACAAUUGCCAUGAUGAUGUCUCCUCUGUUUUGAUGGCAGACCUAAGUUGUUUUCCUGAAGGCUCCACUGGGGGCUAUUGGAGGGUUUGUAACAGAAAUGGAACUGGGUACAACUCUCAUGGAGCCUGAAGCUGAGAUUCUGGCAGAAAGGAUGCAAGAGAAGCUGCAUGACCUAAGAAGGAUGGUUGAUUUCUGAAUCAAUUACACUUUCCACUUAUACAGAAACAAACUUUGUAGGGACCAGGACAAAAGAGAGCAUCACCUUUUCCUGGCCUUGGUGUUUCACUUGUCUGUUGCUGCAAUACUGUUCAAGUAAGGGUCACCCAUAUCUUGGGUUAAGAGCUUUGUCCUCAGCCCAUGGUGCCAUUGGCAGAUGGUGACCUUUGAAGACGUGGGGCCAAGUUGGAAGUCUUCCAGGCACAGUGAGGGCCAACUGACCGUGGACUUGAAUCUCUGGAACUGUGAGCCCAAAUGGACCUUUCCUCUUUUUAAGUAGAUCAUCUCAGGUAUUGUGUGACAGCAAUAGAAAGCUGACUAACACAUACCAUAUAGUAAACAACCCUGAAGCUAAGUGACAGUAACAACUAUUUUCUUUGUUUGUAAUUCUGUGAGUCAGGAACUCAGGCAGGGCACUGUAGGGCUGGCUGUAAUUGCUCUGCAUGAGACCUGCUCAAGUCAGGAGUCUAGGAAGGUGCCUUUGCUCACAUGCCAAGUGUCUGUGCUAGAGUGACUGGAAUAGCUGGGGACUGGCUGGAAUGGUACAACAAGGUAUAAAAAUGGGCUCCCUGAGCACGGCAAACACUGAAUUUUGCUUUGAUGUGUUCAAAGAGCUGAGCUGUAACAAUGUAGGAGAUAACAUCUUCUUUUCUCCACUGAGUCUUCUUUAUGCUCUCAGUAUGAUCCUCCUCGGUGCCAGAGGAAACAGCGCAGAGCAAGUUAAAAAGGUGCUUCACUAUAACCAUAUUGCAGAGUUCUUAAAACCAGAAUUGAAGGACUCAUCUCAGUGCAGCCAAGCUGGGAGGAUGCAUUCAGAGUUUGGAGUCCUGCUCUCUCAAAUCAAUCAACCACACUCUAAUUAUACCCUCAGCAUUGCUAACAGACUCUAUGGGACCAAGGCAAUGGCAUUCCACCAGCGAUAUUUAAGGUGUUCUGAGAAACUGUACCAAGCCAGGCUGCAAAGUGUUGAUUUUGAACAGUCUACAGAAGAAACAAGGAAAACUAUUAAUGCUUGGGUUAAAAGUAAAACUAAUGGAAAAGUCACAAACCUCUUUGGAAAGGGCACAAUUGACCCUUCCUCUGUAAUGGUCCUGGUGAGUGCCAUAUAUUUUAAAGGACAAUGGCAAAAUAAAUUCCAGGAAAGAGAGACAGUGAAAGCCCCCUUUCAACUAAGUGUGGGUAAAACUGUAAUGGUGGAAAUGAUGUAUCAAGCUGGAAUAUUCAAAUUGGGCUCAAUCAAGAAGCCGCAGAUGCAAGUUCUUGAGCUGCCCUAUGUUAACAAGAAACUAAACAUGAUUAUUCUUCUUCCAGUAGGCACAGAGAAUCUAGACCAGAUAGAGAAGCGGCUGAAUCUGAGGACAUUUCAGGAGUGGACCAGCUCUUCUAAACUGAUGGAAAGAGACGUGGAAGUGCGUAUCCCCCGAUUCAAACUUGAAGUCAAGUACGAGCUAAAUUCCCUGCUGAAAUCCCUAGGGAUGACAGAUAUCUUCAGUCAGACCAAAGCCAAUCUCUCUGGAAUGUCACCAGAUAAAGGCCUUUAUUUAUCAAAGGUCAUCCACAAGUCUUAUGUGGAUGUCAAUGAAGAGGGCACUGAGGCAGCCGCAGCCACCGGGGAAAGUGUUGCUGUAAAGAGACUUCCCAUCCGAGAUCGGUUUGUGGCAGAUCAUCCCUUCCUGUUCUUGAUAAAGGACAUCACUACCAAUCUGAUUCUCUUCUUUGGCAAACUUGCCUCUCCAUAGACAAAGGGGGCGGAGGAAGGCUCAGAGUCGCAGAGGAAGUGCAGGGGCAAACAGAUGACUGUAAUUCACAUCUCACCUGUUUUGCUCAUUUGCAAAUGGUAAUCAUGGGAAAAGGUAUAUUUAUACAAAUGCUUUUCUGACUUCCUUAUCUUUGAGACCUCACUUUCAUGUGGUCCUGAUGAUAUUAUCAAGUCAAUGAGGAAAAAUUGAAAGGAUAAGCUUCUCUUCACUUGUGUGUAUCAGUGGUAUCAGUGAAAUCAUGACUAAGGGACUGCUCUGCCUUCAGAGGAGUUUAAUGGCUUCUAUUUUGGUUCAUUUUCUAAAUAUUAUAAAUUUCCUGGCAUGUCUAAAUAUAAUAUUGUGAAUUUUAGUUCAAAAUUCUGUAUUGACUAUAAUAAAUGCAUGC
Messenger RNA from Castor canadensis (American beaver), 4654 nucleotides. NCBI's taxonomy places the organism in Eukaryota, Metazoa, Chordata, Mammalia, Rodentia, Castoridae. The record is from RefSeq and is a predicted model, not a curated record.